AUGUUUGAAGGCUUCCCCCGAGGCUUAGUGCUGCCUUCUGUUCACUCCUCUCCCCCCCAGCUGCCCCCCGCGCUGGACAAGUACAAGAGCGUCUAUCGCAAGGACUUCUGCUGGCACGACGAUUAUCACUCCCCCAUCCAGGCACACGUUCCGACACCUUCAUACCCUCCUCUGGAAGACCUGCCCAAGUGCUACCUGCCAGAGUUCCAGCCCUCUGACCUGUCCCCAAGAUGGGCAGGGAAACUGGAGAUUCUGGCUGAGCCUGUGCACGACCUGAGCUGCUGCUCGCCCCUUCCACCUCCUGCUCCCACAGAUGAAACUGAGGUCUCAGGGGUGUUGGAGCCGAGAGAGCUGCCACCACCUGCUAACGUGGUCACCUACCAGCAGUUUGCCCAGGAUUUGUACAAGGAAGUGCUGUCCAAUGCUGAUAAAUACAAAACCAAGAACAGGAGCUCAGCUGUUUUACUGCAAGGUAAUUCUGCUUCUCUCCUUUUGUCUCGUUCAGAUUUUAACAGCGGGAAGAUGCUGACGGACAGGAAUGAAUCCUGGCUCUCCAAUUUCUCCUCCGCUGCCUCCUCCUUUGCAAGGGGAGGGGUUGGGCUCCAGGAGGUGCUGGUGGGGCUUGUCCUCACCCUCAUCGACGUGGUGACACUGCUGGGAAACACCGUGGUGUUCCUGUGCCCCGUGGUGGAGAAGAGGCUGCGCACGGUCACCUACAUGUUCAUCAUGUCCCUGGCCAUGGCAGAUUUCCUGGUGGCCUGCCUGGUGAUGCCCUUCAGCAUCAUUUAUGAGGUGACAGGGAUGUGGCUCUUUGGGAAGCUGUUCUGCAAAGUCUGGAUCUCCUUUGAUGUCAUGUUCUGCACCGCAUCCAUUGUCACGCUGUGCUUCAUCAGCCUGGACAGGUACUGCUCCGUGGUCACCCCCUACCACUACUCCAGGAGGAUGUCCCGGGGCAGAUGCAUCGUGAUGACCUGCACGGUCUGGGUGUAUUCCUCCCUCAUUUCCUUCCUUCCCGUCAUGCAAGGCUGGAAUGAGAUCCCUGGGGUAGACUUUGAUGCGGGCAGGGAAUGCAUCUUUGUCACCAACUGGGUUUUUGCCAUCGUGGCUUCUGCCCUGGCUUUCUUCCUCCCCUUCAUGGUCAUGUGCAGCAUGUACUUCUUCAUCUACCGAGCCUCCCGCCUCAAGGCCACCCGCAUCAUGUCCCAGACGCUGGAGAUCCACUACCACCCCAACAGCAAGAGGCAGAACCACCUGCAGCUGGAGAACAAGGCCACGAGGACCAUCAGCAUCAUCAUCUCCGUGUUUGUGCUGUGCUGGCUGCCCUACUUCGUGCUGAACGUCUGGCUGGCGGCCAGAGGCAGCGACUCCACCAGCACCGUGCUGCUCGGCACCUUCAAGAUCAUCACCUGGCUGGGCUACUGCAACUCCACCAUCAACCCCCUGCUCUACGCCUUCCUCAACAGGGACUUCCAGCACGCCCUCAAGAAGCUGCUCCUGUGCAGGCGCAGGUCUCAGGUGGACGUUGGGGAAGACAUGGUUUCCAUAGCCACGUUUUCCAAGACGGCUCCAGAGCUGGAAUACAGCGCAGCAGUGCCCAACGGUGCCCCCAAGGGCAAACCCAAGUCAUAG
This is a messenger RNA of Camarhynchus parvulus, 1629 nucleotides long. RefSeq names its product histamine H2 receptor-like. The transcript is spliced from 6 exons. Gene Ontology annotation, biological process: adenylate cyclase-activating adrenergic receptor signaling pathway. Bases 1 to 1629 code for a protein of 542 amino acids. Lineage: Eukaryota; Metazoa; Chordata; Aves; Passeriformes; Thraupidae. The record is from RefSeq and is a predicted model, not a curated record. Gene Ontology annotation, cellular component: membrane. Gene Ontology annotation, molecular function: G protein-coupled receptor activity.